CAAAAAACAUGGUGGUCUUUAGUCAUUUUUUUGAAACUUUGACCUCCUAAACUCCGAUUUUCCACCCCUAAACACGAAUCUGACGUCUGGCAAUUAUCAUCAGAAUGUUGGGCAGCAUAUGGAACUUUUUGAAGAGGCACAAAAGGAAGUUCUUCUUUACUGGGGCAGUUGUUGGAGGUGUCUUUGUUUUUAGAAAAUAUGUACAAUGGAAAGUGAAAGAAUUCCAGGAUAAAGAGACUGCAGAUUGCUUAGCCAAUGCAAGGAGACAGCAUCACUUCGAUAGUAACCAGAGGACAUGUAACACAACAGUCUUGUCUAUGUUACCUGGCCUAAGGGAAGCGAUUAUGAAGCUACUGGACACAGAGGCCUUGGCCUGCAAACUGAAAAACAGGCCGUCUAACAAGUUGGAACUGUGGGAAGACUUGAAAAUAAAAAGUUUUACGCGGACAUUUGUUGCAAUAUAUUCUUCCUGUGUUCUGGUUUUGGUCCUCCGAGUUCGGCUGAAUAUCAUUGGUGGAUACAUGUACCUGGAUAAUUUGCUCAACAGAAACGGAACUACAAAAGACUUGGCAGUUGCUUCUCAGGAAGUUCAGCAGCGUUAUCUUGAAAGUAUCCAUUACAUCCUGGGGCAAGGUUUAGAGGACUUGGUGGCAGCUGUAACCAAGGCUGUGGAGGAGGUUGUGGGAUGUAUAUCAUUAAAGGGUCCACUAAGUAUCUGUGAUAUUGAAAACAUUGUUAGGAAAACAAGACAGAAGCUGGAAUACUGGCAAGAAAAUGGUUACUAUGACAGCACAACAACUAGUCUCUAUAGAUUUAUGCUGCCACCAGAAAAUACACUACUAAUGGCCCGGUACAUCAGCAGAGAUGAUCAAAUUCUGGACAAAUUAUCAAAGGAAACCCAAGACAUGAUAGAGAGUGCUGAUUUCAACACUGUCCUCACCCUGUGCCUUGACAGAAGUUUCUCCCGACUGACAGACACCAUAUCUGAACAGUUUCGGCACUCCUGUGGGGAUACCUCUGCCAUACCUAAUCCAGUUGAAACGACACUACCAAUGGCUAAAGUCAUUCCAAUCAUAAGCGGCCUCAUUCAUGCAGUUCUGUCUGAUAUGCCAAAUGAAUUUAUACAGGAAUUGUUACUGAUCGACCAAGUCAAGAACUUUGCUGCCAAUAUUUACGAAGCUUUCAGUCAGGAAGAUGAAGAGACAGCACGCCAACAAGUCUUAUGAUGUGCUUCACAGUUGCAUCUAUUUCUAAGUGCCAUGUUUUGAAAGUCUUUCGUCCCCUUAAAAUCUAUUUCAUAAGGACUGGGGCCAAUUCAAGAAAAUGUAAAAUUCAUCUAAAAUCAAAAAGUGAUGGAGAAGCACUUUCCAACAAAUAGACAUGUCAUUUGAUUUUAGUUGUCAACAUUUUGGGACAGUUUUGUACCAUUUGAAUCGUUGGAAGUUGCAGAGUUGAAAAACGAUAUUCUUUUUUUUCUUGAAGCUGGAUCUCCCUGGUCCGCUGUAAAUUAAGUUGAUCAAGAUAAAUAGAAUCAAAAUAAUUGCAUAAUGAUUAUUUUCUGGUGAUUAACUUUUGGAUAAUUUGGCCGUCCAAUGGUAGACUUGACGAAUGUAGCAUAAAAAUGGUGUUCUGUACCAUGUUUAUUGUAAACAGUUUCCAAGAUUUUGAAUAAUACAUGUAGUUGGCAGGAUAUACUGUUACUAAUGUAUCUGUGAAGAAGAAAAUCAGACUGUAUGAAGAAGUUGACAGUAUUGACAAUGUAAAAUAUUUUAGGCCUCUUUUUGGCUGAGCGGUUUUGGUGUAUCAACCAUAACCGUUUUACUUUGUAUAUAAUGCUUAUAUUUGUUAACAUCCCAUACAAUGUACUGUAUUCAUCCUUAUUCAGCUAUCAAUUGGACGAGGGUCAGUAAUACCUUCCAGUUUACGAAUUGGUCUUGUUCAAGAGCAGACAAGUUAAUCUACAUUCAGUCUGACUGCUACAUCGUCAUCUUUGUACAUUGUAUAUCAUUACCUACCAGACAUGGUGUUCAUUUCCCGUCAUGUACAUGUACAAGUAAAUACCAUAAUUUGUAAAUAUUGAACAAAUCAUGUCCAUAAUUUCCGUGAAUUUUAUCCAAUAAAGGUUAUUUAUAAAA
Molecule: messenger RNA, 2135 nt
Organism: Lineus longissimus
Lineage: Eukaryota; Metazoa; Nemertea; Pilidiophora; Heteronemertea; Lineidae
Product: peroxisomal biogenesis factor 3-like
Exons: 12
Coding region: 105-1226 (373 amino acids)
Biological process (GO): protein import into peroxisome membrane
Cellular component (GO): peroxisomal membrane
Molecular function (GO): protein-macromolecule adaptor activity
Source: RefSeq, a predicted model, not a curated record